Messenger RNA from Ilex paraguariensis (yerba mate), 1173 nucleotides. The record is from the annotation of a GenBank genome assembly. NCBI's taxonomy places the organism in Eukaryota, Viridiplantae, Streptophyta, Magnoliopsida, Aquifoliales, Aquifoliaceae.
AUGGAAUUCCUCUCUGCCAUAAGUAUUGGAAGUGUGAAUUCUGGAAAGGAAAAUCUUCUAAGUGCUGUUCUACCAUUGUUGAAACUCCUAUCUCUCACUCUCAUUGGUCUGAUUCUUGCCCACCCCAAAACCCAAAUUGUCCCGAGAGCCACUUUUAAGCUUCUUAGCAAGCUUGUUUUGGCUCUGUUCUUGCCUUGUACGAUCUUCAUUCACCUCGGUGAAUCCAUUGCUCUACAAAAUUUCAUCGAUUGGUGGUUCAUACCUGUAUACGUGAUCCUCAGUACUGCUAUUGGUUGUGUGUUGGGGUUGUUGGUCGUGAGAAUAUGCCGACGAACACCUCCUGAAUUCAACAGAUUCACUGUAAUUGUGACGGCCUUUAGUAACACUGGCAAUCUGCCCCAAGCUAUUGUUGGGUCCGUGUGUCAUAGCGCAGAUAAUCCUUUUGGUCCAGAAUGCCAUAGGACUGAGUAUUACGAGGUGGUUGAGCAGGAGGAAGGAGUUGAGAUUCAGGAACAAUUAUCAGUCGACAAUCUCAGUAGGCCACUUCUUGUGGAAGCUGAAUGGCCUGGAAUGGAAGAUAAAGAAACUGAGCAUUGCAAGACACCAAUUAUUGCAAGGGUCUUUACUAGUGUCUCUAGCAUUUCACAAAGUUCUAUCCCCAACCCGAUUCACUGGAAGAGGGAGCCUCCCACAUUUGCUACCCUGUUGGCCUUCAUUAUUGGAAUGGUUCCUUUCCUCAAAAGCGUUGUUUAUGGUGAUGAUGCACCACUUUCAUUUAUCACCGGUAGUUUAGACAUUGUGGCUGGAGCAAUGGUGCCUUCAGUAAUGUUAAUUCUUGGAGGAAUGCUUGCUGAGGGUCCCAAUGAAUCUAGACUCGGGCUUCGGACUACAAUUGGCAUCAUUAUUGCAAGACUUCUGAUACUUCCUUUGAUUGGAAUGGGGGUGGUUUGUUUGGCUGAUAGACUGAACUUUUUGAUCCAUGGGGAUCAAAUGUAUCGGUUCGUGCUUUUGUUGCAAUACACAACACCAAGCGCCAUAUUGUUGGGAGCAGCUGCUAGCUUGAGAGGUUAUGCAGUUAGAGAAGCAUCAGCACUCCUCUUCUGGCAGCAUGUGUUUGCUGUGUUCUCCCUUUCAGUGUAUAUCAUUAUCUACUUCAAACUGCUGCUUUCUUAG